Molecule: messenger RNA, 238 nt
Organism: Zea mays
Lineage: Eukaryota; Viridiplantae; Streptophyta; Magnoliopsida; Poales; Poaceae
Product: probable small nuclear ribonucleoprotein G
Exons: 2
Coding region: 1-225 (74 amino acids)
Biological process (GO): mRNA splicing, via spliceosome
Cellular component (GO): U12-type spliceosomal complex; spliceosomal tri-snRNP complex; U2-type prespliceosome
Molecular function (GO): RNA binding
Source: RefSeq, a predicted model, not a curated record
AUGAGCGGCCUAUAUGUUCAGAGUUUGCACAUUUCUUCAGUUAAGCUGAAUGCAAACCGUCUUGUUAUUGGCACACUUCGGGGAUUCGACCAGUUCAUGAACCUGGUGAUCAACAACACUGUGGAUGUUAGUGGAAAUUACAACACCCAUAAUGGAAUGGUGUUUAUUAGGGGAAAUCGUGUUGUCAUGAUCGAGGCAUUGGAGCUAAUUUCCAAGUCACAGUGAGUCAUUGUUCUCC